UUUCAGUUGUAUCUAUUUUGCGCAGUGUAUGGACAUGCUGAUGUCACUCAAUUGUUUUCAUAACAUGCUUGAUGUGAAAAAAAAAAACAGUGCCGGAUCCACAUUUCUUACUACGGAUUUUUCGUUCGAUUUUUGUAUCUAAUCAGUUAUUCGAAAAGACAGUGUUUAUCUAGAAUAUCGCACUUGGAUAGGUGGACCUGCUACAGGCUCUCCUGACCCUCGGGCGUGUCUUGAUUGCUAUUACGUGCUCCAUGACCUGGAAAACCUGCGUUCAGUAACUGCCUUUCACCAGAUGAGGACACAUUCAAAACAAACCGCGGUGAUCAAACGUUCGACGCAGUCGAUGAUCGAAGGUUCCAAUAGCGGUGUCAUCACCGUCGAGUGUUCCACUUGAAGCAAUCAACCUUCCACUUACGAUCUUAUUAAUAGAACAGUUCGCAACACGUGUACCUGUCCUUGAGAAACGCCCUGUCAGGGGAGGAACAAAACAAAAACGAACGAGUCCUCCAUUGGUGGCGCUCUGACAAGCCGGUCAAGUAAUCUCAAGAUGCAGUCAAAUUUCGAGGCUGGUGGGCUGACCCUGAUACGCCCUUUCCUUCUGAUGUAAUAUUUGCAAAUCUCAAGUGGUCAAAUUUUCGGCUUUUUUCAUAAGAGGUCGAUUUUGUUCGACGCACUUACUCCAAGGGCGGGUUCUGAACCAUGAAGAUGGCAAGACAUGUGCUUGGUUGUUUUAUUCUGAGCUUGGUGUUUAUUGUCCUGGUGCUUGCAGAACAAGAUGAUGAAACUCCAGAGAGCUCUGCAGCUGACGUUUCAAAUGGACGGUCCACGGAAACCUCACCGGGGCCGUGGUUUGACCGCAUCUUAGGUCUUAUACAUUCCAAAAACUUCAGAGGUGUGUACCAGAAGUAUCUGGAUAACAUGAAGCAACAAGACUCCGCUGAUGUAGCAACUGGUGAACUAGCGAGGCGCGACUUGGCCCCAGGCUCCGUUAGCAAGGUGUUCGUGAGAGACUCACCGCGUAAACGCCAUCAUCGUCAUCAUCAUCACCACCAUCAACGUCACCACGAUCAAAAGCCAAAGGUAAAGAAAUGGGUGAACUUGAAAGUUGUAAACCAAGUUGGAACACGAGUCAAGCUAAAAGCUGACAGGAUCCUUCCCAGUGCUGUACUAAGCAGCGGAGAAAUCUUCGUCUACCAUCAGCUCUUGAACGAAACUGACAGAAAGGCUAAGAUCACUCUGAAAGCAGUGGACGAGUACACAGACAAGCCGCUGAUCCUUAACGGAGAGAGUACGUUGAUUGUCACACCUACCACUUAUGACGACACACAAGAGGCCUACGUGUCACGAGAAGACUCAAGAAGUGGUAUCCUGCAUGCGAGACACGGACACAUUGUCAAGAGUCUAGGACCCGGUAACAGAUGGUUCUACGUGAAGCUUAUAAACCACGCAGGAGGACAUGUCAGGGUCAGUCCGGACCAGAUCCUCCCGGCCACCACGCUCGACGUUGAUGAAUCUCAAGUAGAGUACGCACGUCUUGAGCCUGGGGACGAGUACAAGAGGAUCGUCCUCAGGGCGGUAGAUGUGAAGAAUGACGAGCCACUUAAGUUAAACGGCGAGUUUACGCUGGCUCUAAGGCCUGAUGACGCAGGCGAUGUUGCAAGAGUGAAGAUCACUCGAGGAGAUACAAUUUAUGCUAAAUGCGACAACUUUGUUCCUAUGGAGGGAGAAGAUGGCAAGUUUGAGUACCAAAUAUCAACCGAUGAUACAAAGAGUUGGUUUGACUCUGUUAGGGCCUGCAAGCUCUGCGAUGCGGAGCUACUGAGUGUUCACACGCAUGAAGAAAACGACUUCAUCACGAAACAGCUGCGCAAGUCAUCUGAUGUGAACAAGCUGUGGAUUGGUAUGUCAUACAAGGAGAAAGUCAGAAUGUGGUCCUGGAUUGACGGUUCGCGAUACAGAUACCAGAAUUGGAAGGAAGGCCAGCACUACGACGGAAAAGACGAACAGUGCGGUAUAAUGUACCAGCGGUAUGACUGGGGAAGAUGGGAUGACGACAACUGUUAUAAGCCUCUGGGAUACAUCUGCAAAAGACAUCGAACAAGGAGUGCAGAUCAAUCAAAGGGCAAAAACGAUUCUUCGAAAGACAAGAGUGAGUGUCCAAACGUUUUACCAGAGUGCCCCUCCCUGUGUAGGAUUGUUAAGGUUCCCGGAUCUUGUCCUCAGUGCGACUGUGGGCCACUUGUCAAAGGUUAUGACACCAUGAGCGCAGCAGAACAAGCCAAAGUGCGGCGGGUGUUCUCCGAAGCCAACCACCAAGUGCUGGAGGCCAGGCGGGCGCAGAUCGAGGAAGCACACGCCAUACGCCGGUCCAGGAUCAUGCAGGAGGCAGGCCGCUUACUGGCAGAGUCACGUAAUCUUCAGCAGGUCGCCAUGCUAGAAGGAAUACCUCUGAAUCUUCCGCUUCAGCCAGCUCACCGAAGGCAGAUGAUAAUGAAGCCUGACAAAGGCGAGACCGAUAUAAACAAAACUAAGAACUUGGCUCAUGAGAUAGCAAGCUUGAUAAACGAUAUCGAGAAGACAGAGAAAGAGGAAAAGAGUAGCUAA
Molecule: messenger RNA, 2604 nt
Organism: Orbicella faveolata
Lineage: Eukaryota; Metazoa; Cnidaria; Anthozoa; Scleractinia; Merulinidae
Source: RefSeq, a predicted model, not a curated record